AUGCCUGUCCUUGAUGUUAGCGAGCUCAACAUUGUGAUUGCCGUACUGGGCUUCUUUAUCGUCGCUUAUGGCUUCCAAUCUGUAAAGAUCAAGCAAGUCUGGUAUCUCGGUGAAGCACUUCCUGCUGUGGCGUUUGGCAUCAUCUUAGGUCCCAUAGCAGCUAAAUUCCUCGAUUCGACUCGAUGGGGCUCUGCUACGGAAGGCCAACAGAAUGCAAUCACGUUAGGAAUGUGUCGUGUGGUCAUUGGCGUCCAGCUCGUCAUUGCUGGUUUCCAACUGCCAGCGAAAUACCAACUGCGCAGAUGGAAGGAAAUGCUCAUGCUUCUUAUCCUCAUCAUGACUAUCAUGUGGCUAUGUACCACAGCCUGCAUGCUUGCCACUGUCCCCAAGAUUUCGUUACUCGCCGGCCUCGUCAUUGGAUCUUGCGUUACUUGCACCGAUCCAAUCCUUUCUCAAGCAAUUGCCAAAGGGCCUUUUGCCGACAAGUAUGUUCGUCGUCAAUUGCGAGAAAUUAUAUCAUCAGAAGCUGGAGCCAACGACGGAUUUGGCUUCCCAUUUCUGAUGUUGGCUGUCUACCUCAUCCGUCACGCCGAAUAUCCGGGCAUGGAGCAAGAGAUGGCAGAUCAUGCUGCGGCACUGAAUGCCAAAGAGGGAGGCGAAGAACUGGUCCACAAUGUUACUGAGGGCGUCAGCCACUUGCUGGCUCGCGCUAUGUUGGUCGUCCGAGAGUCUGAAGAGGACGUCGGUCGUUUAGGAGGCGGCGUAGGAAAGGCUCUUACUGAAUGGACUGUUGAGACGUGGCUUUAUAUUGUUCUCAUGUCUGUCGCUUACGGUGCCGUCUGCGGGUUUGGGAGCUUGUAUCUGACCAGACACGCACUUCGAAAGCAGUGGAUUGACACCGAGUCCUACUUGCUAUGGCCUACUGGGCUCGGACUGUUCAUUGUCGGCACCUGUGGUGCCCUGGGCACCGAUGACCUUCUCGCUUGCUUUGUUGCGGGCAAUGCUCUCAACUGGGAUGGUCAAUACUUGGCCGAAACUGAAGCAAGGCACGAUGAGGUAAACUCCUGCGUUGAUGUCCUACUGAAUUUCGGCGGCUUCAUGUACAUUGGUACAAUCAUCCCGUGGUCCGACUUUAACGAUCCCAACGGCACUGGUCUCACCUAUCCCCGCUUGAUUGGGUUGGGCAUUCUCGUUCUGCUUUUCCGGCGAAUUCCUGCCAUCUUAGCCACCUACAAACUCUAUCCUGAAGUUUGUAAAGACUGGAAAGAAGCGCUCUUCAUGGGAUAUUUCGGUCCGAUUGGAAUUGGUGCCGUUUUCUACGUCGAACACACACGGCACUUGUUUCCGGAGUCAGGAGAGGCGCUUACGGUCGAAGAAAACGUCCUCACUCGGGUGAUGAUACCGGUUGUUUACUGGCUUGUCCUGUUCAGCAUUAUUGUCCACGGUCUCUCAAUCCCCGCACUCAACGCCUUCCUAAAAUGGCGUGGUGUGGCGCCAAUUCAGGACGAAUGUGGCCCCGUUGAGGUGAACGUUCUCAGUGAGCAUGAACCUAUACCUAAGAAUGCCCGACGUUCCAGCGACCCUAAGAGACGAAGUCUUGUGGUUAACAAUCGGUUCAGCCGAUCAGGGGCCGCGAAUAUUUCUGGACCCCUCGUACAGCACAGCUUGCCCCAGCAGAGUGCUUGGCCUCAACCGAAUUUCCAAUUCUCCGACGGCCGAUCGGAGGAAAAAUCGGGAUACUACCGGACAGAUAUCAGGGAGCGAAGGAUUACGUUUGGCACCUCACCUGUCAAAGAAAUGGACAAGGAAAUGGUGUGA
This is a messenger RNA of Rhinocladiella mackenziei CBS 650.93, 1818 nucleotides long. RefSeq lists its product as uncharacterized. The transcript has 3 exons. The coding region runs from base 1 to 1818 and encodes 605 amino acids. The record is from RefSeq and is a predicted model, not a curated record. Gene Ontology annotation, cellular component: plasma membrane. Lineage: Eukaryota; Fungi; Ascomycota; Eurotiomycetes; Chaetothyriales; Herpotrichiellaceae. Gene Ontology annotation, biological process: sodium ion export across plasma membrane; proton export across plasma membrane; regulation of membrane potential. Gene Ontology annotation, molecular function: sodium:proton antiporter activity.